Messenger RNA from Carlito syrichta (Philippine tarsier), 2322 nucleotides. It is a transcript of the gene FGD3, whose product is annotated as FYVE, RhoGEF and PH domain containing 3. The record is from RefSeq and is a predicted model, not a curated record. Gene Ontology annotation, molecular function: guanyl-nucleotide exchange factor activity; metal ion binding. Bases 1 to 2322 code for a protein of 773 amino acids. Gene Ontology annotation, biological process: cytoskeleton organization; filopodium assembly. Gene Ontology annotation, cellular component: cytoplasm. The transcript has 18 exons. NCBI's taxonomy places the organism in Eukaryota, Metazoa, Chordata, Mammalia, Primates, Tarsiidae.
AUGGAGCCAGACAAGGGGUCCUCAGCCCCUCCAGGACCCGUCGCUGCGCUGGGAGUCCCAGAUGCCGGGCCUGGUGGCUCUUCCUUAGGGAAGCUCCAAGUGCUCCCUGUGGGGCCCGGGGCCCGCAGCGGGGGCCCUGGCAGCCUGGCUGCAGCGGGGGACGGCGCCCCAGACAUUGGCCUCGUCGGGGAGCUGAGCGGCGGCACGAAGAUCCCCAACCGGGACAGCGGCAUCGACAGCCCGUCCUCCAGCGUGGCCGGGGAGAACUUCCCCUGCGAGGAGGGCGGUGAGGCCGGCCCGGGCACCGCUGUCCCGGGGCUGCACCCCCAGGCGACCCUGGACAGCCAGGUCCUGCGGGACGCCCCCCCGGAGGAGGCCGCCAGUGAUGGGGGUGAGGAGCUUGGCCCUGAGAGCCAGCCCCCGAGGGUUGACAAGGACUCCGGCCUAGCCCAGCACUCCGACCCCCAGAAGCUGCUCCACAUUGCCCAGGAGCUCCUAUCCACCGAGGAGACCUACGUGAGGCGACUGCACCUGCUGGACCAGGUUUUCUGCACCAGGCUGACUGAAGCGGGGAUCCCUCCAGACGUGGUAACGGGCAUCUUUUCCAACAUCUCCUCCAUCCACCGCUUCCACGGGCACUUCCUGCUGCCCGAGCUGCAGACACGCAUCACGAAGGAGUGGGAUGCGAAUCCCCGACUCGGGGACAUCCUGCAGAAGCUGGCCCCGUUCCUGAAGAUGUACGGCGAGUACGUCAAGAAUUUCGACCGGGCCGUGGGGCUGGUGAGCUCGUGGACGCAGCGCUCCCCGGUGUUCAAAGAUGUCAUCCACAAUAUCCAGAAGGAGGAGGUGUGUGGGAACCUGACGCUGCAGCACCACAUGCUGGAGCCCGUGCAGAGGGUGCCCCGCUACGAGCUCCUGCUCAAGGACUACCUGAAGAGGCUGCCGGGAGACGCCCCAGACCGGAAGGAUGCCGAGCGGUCCUUGGAGCUCAUCUCCACCGCGGCCAACCAUUCCAACGCCGCCAUUCGGAAAGUUGAGAAAAUGCACAAACUCUUGGAGGUGUACGAGCAACUGGAUGGAGAGGAGGACAUUGUCAACCCGGCCAACGAGCUCAUCAAGGAGGGCCACAUCCAGAAGCUGUCGGCCAAGAACGGCACCGCCCAGGACCGCCACCUCUUCCUGUUCAACAGCAUGAUCCUCUACUGCGUGCCCAAGCUGCGGCUCAUCGGCCAGAAGUUCAGUGUCCGGGAGAAGAUGGACAUCUCAGGCCUCCAGGUGCUGGACAUCGUCAAGCCAAACGCCGGGCAUACGUUCACCAUAGUGGGGAAGAAGCGGUCCCUGGAGCUGCAGGCGCGGACAGAAGAAGAGAAGAAAGAAUGGAUUCAGAUCAUCCAGGCCACCAUUGAGAAGCACAAGCAGAACAGCGAGACCUUCAAGGCCUUUAGCAGCGCCUGCAGCCCAGAUGAGGACCCCGGCUUCCCUCCAGACAUGCCUAUGGCAAGCACCAGCUCUGUGGAGCCCACAGGGACGGCUGAAGGUGGUGCGGGUGCGACAGGGCUCGAGCCCAGAAAGCUCUCCUCUAAGGCCAGGCGCGACAAGGAGAAACAGAGCUGUAAGAGCUGCAGCGAGACCUUCAACUCUAUCACCAAGAGGAGGCACCACUGCAAGCUGUGUGGGGCGGUCAUCUGUGGGAAGUGCUCCGAGUUCAAGGCCGAGAACAGCAGACAGAGCCGUGUUUGCAGGGAGUGUUUCCUGACACAGCCCGCGGCCCCAGAGAGCCCCAGCUCCGAGACUCCGGCCGAGCCCAAGCAGAACACAGAGAAGCCACGUACCUCAGACCCCCAGGCCAGCCUGCUCUGUGGCCCCCUGCGGCUGUUGGACAGCAGUGAGAGCUGGAGUGAAGUGUGGGCUGCCGUCCCCGCAUCAGACCCCCAGGUGCUGCACCUGCAGGGAGGCAGUCAGCUGGACAGCCGGCCACCUCAAGCCAUCCCUCUCCCUGGCUGCAUGGUGAGCCUGCCCGGCCCUGAGGACAGGCUGGAUCCAGGGCAUGGGUGGAAGCUGCAGCAGGCCCAGCGGUCCUGGCACCUGAGCGCCCCGUCCGCAGAGCUGCGGCGGCAGUGGAUGGAGGUCCUGAGCACCGCCGCUCGGGCGGACGGCAGUUCCGCCUCCACGGUCCUGUCUGUGGGCGCGCAGGAGGGCCGACUGGGCACGCAGCGGGCGAGGACGGCCAGGCUCAGAGUGGGGGAGGGUGAGUGCGGGGCCCUCACCAAGGGCACCAUGGGCUCUGACGCCCGCACAGACAUCCAGGAGGACCCACUCUAG